Meyerozyma guilliermondii ATCC 6260 is the source of this 1188-nucleotide messenger RNA. RefSeq names its product Pga45p (gene PGA45). NCBI's taxonomy places the organism in Eukaryota, Fungi, Ascomycota, Pichiomycetes, Serinales, Debaryomycetaceae. The coding region runs from base 1 to 1188 and encodes 395 amino acids. The transcript has a single exon. The record is from RefSeq and is a predicted model, not a curated record.
AUGAAGACUUUGAGUUUCUUCUUCUUAUGGGUUUUCGCAGCCGUUGCGAUGGCCCUUCCUAGAGCCAUGCCGGUUCCUGAUACCAGCUUUGACUUGCAAGAAAUGAUGGAGGAUUUUUUCGACCAGGCUAACGUUCCGGAGUUGGACCAGUUCUAUCUGAUGGCCAAUCUUUACAAAAGAGACGAAAAAACCAUCGAAACUCUCUUGGAGUAUGUCAAUAAGUCAGGCAUCAUCUUUGACCUUUUAGACCAAAUUGCCGACUAUCCCGAGCGUGUGCAAGCCAUUGGCAACCUCACCGUUGGCUUGCUUGGCAGAUUGCCUCCAAUAGACCUUUCUAACCUCCUGUUGCCAAAGAAUAUGGGUUCUAUGACAAACAACAGUUUGGUCAAUGUUCUUCUCAAAUCUGGUUUGGUAAAAUCGUUGGCCGAUGGGCUUCUCUUGGAUGAAAGUUUCAGGCCAGUGUUGGUCAAUUUGACCUACAGAAUCGUUGACGCAAACAAAAAUGUCAUUCUCUAUAUUGUCGAUGGAGUAUUGGCCAAGAGAGAUUUGAAAAAGAGAGCCGACGAUUAUAGUGGAAGUUUAGGAGAAUUCGCCAAGAACAUCUUUGGUUCUGUAUUGGACUCCAAGCUCUUCUUGAACACAUUUGGGGACAUCGUCAAUGCUUUGAACGACACCGGAGUGGCAGUUUAUGUUGUUAAGAAAUUCUUGAGCGACGAUGCUUAUCUCAACAUGACUGCCACAAUAGCAAAUGAUGCUAUUCAUUCCGGAGCCAUCAACAUCACUGGCACCCCCAACAUCACCAAGAUCAUCGGAGGAGUGCUUGCAGACCCUUCAGCGUUGGGUAAGUUGGCAUCUGGAGCUUUGAGUGGAAAAGUUGAUUUAAAAGGAAUCUUUGGCAAAUAUUCCCCAGCCAUCAAAGGUAUUAUCCAAGGAUUGGAACGCAAGGGUCUUUUUGAGGAGUUGAAUGACUACAUUUUCCCAUCUUCAUCGUCACAAACUCCACAAACCACCUCCAACAAGAAAGAAGCACAGGCUACAUUGAGUGUAACCACCACGGGUGUAAAAAAAGACAAAGCUUCAUCAUCAGCCAAGGGUGCAGGUUCCACAACAACCCAUAACAACUCGCUCAUGCGGGCCUUGUUCUAUAUCCAGUCAUUUAUCUUUGGAGGAGCAUUGAUAUUAUUCUAG